GGGGAUGUUCCCAUGGCCCAGCGCAAGCGGUUCACCCGGGUUGAGAUGGCUCGGGUCUUGAUGGAACGCAACCAGUACAAGGAACGGCUGAUGGAGCUACAGGAGGCUGUUAGGUGGACCGAGAUGGUCCGGGCCUCCAAGGAGCACCCUGGGGAACUGGAGACAAAGAAAAAAUCUGGUGUCUGGAACUU
Molecule: messenger RNA, 191 nt
Organism: Candidula unifasciata
Lineage: Eukaryota; Metazoa; Mollusca; Gastropoda; Stylommatophora; Geomitridae
Source: the annotation of a GenBank genome assembly